Molecule: messenger RNA, 183 nt
Organism: Penicillium argentinense
Lineage: Eukaryota; Fungi; Ascomycota; Eurotiomycetes; Eurotiales; Aspergillaceae
Exons: 1
Coding region: 1-183 (60 amino acids)
Source: RefSeq, a predicted model, not a curated record
AUGGAAGAUCCCGAGAUGAUGGAAGUGGUGCGCAAUACACACGCCUAUGGGUUGAGCACCUAUACCCGCAUCACAGCCCAUCCCGAUGAGGUUUGCAGAUCCAUUCCCAAGAACCUGGAAGACAAAUCCGUAUCCACGCCUACAACACCCUCAAUCGGGAACACCAUCCCACUCCCGUCCUGA